UUCUUGAAACAUAAUUCUCCAGAAGUCAUUUUAAAAUUUGAUUUCCAAACUAACUUUUGACUUUUCGAGCUCUAAAAACUGCUCUACUAUACAAAGUUCAAAGUUACUAGUUAACCGCUCCCUGAAUCAACUCCUCGGUUAAAACCCCCACUUGAACAGAAACGCUGCCAGUGUGUGUCUCCUCUCUCUGGAUAGUAGUAAAAGUAACGAAGAACUCACGCACUCUGUAAAUUACUAAUAACAGCAGCACAGAAGAAAUUUCAUAUGUUGAAAAACCGUUCCCUGUAAAUCAUUUUUCUUCUUCUUCUCCUCCCCAAUUUUGCUUCAUUUCUCAAGGAUGAAGAAGAAAGCAGGAGGUUUAUUAUCUGGGCGUAACGUGCUUAGUUUAGGGUCUAAGAUUGUGAUUACACUCUCAGCAAUUUUAUGUAUUUAUUCUCUUCUAAGAAUUCAUUCUCAAUCUAAGAAAUAUUAUUCUUCUUCGACUCGGAGAUCUUAUAGUUUAGUAGAUGAGCCAUUCGAAGGCUCUCCGAAGAUUGCUUUUCUAUUUCUAACUCGCAGAAAUCUCCCUCUUGAUUUUCUUUGGGAGACCUUCUUUCAGAAUGCAGCUGUGGGGAAUUUCUCAAUUUAUGUUCAUUCUGAACCUGGAUAUGUAUUUGAUGAAUCAACUACUAGGUCUCCAAUUUUCUAUGGCCGGCAAUUGAAAAAGAGUAUUCAGGUUCUUUGGGGAGAAUCAAGUAUGAUUGAAGCAGAAAGAUUGCUCUUCGAUGAAGCACUUCAAGAUCCAGCAAACCAGAGAUUUGUUCUUUUAUCUGAUAGUUGCGUCCCUUUGUAUAACUUCAGCCACAUAUACAAUUAUAUGAUGUCAUCUUCGAAAAGCUUCGUUGACAGCUUUCUUGAUGCAAAGGAAGGACGCUACAAUCCAAAGAUGUCUCCUAAUAUACCAAAGAGCAAGUGGCGAAAAGGAUCCCAGUGGAUUGCAUUAGUUCGGAAACACGCGAAGGUUAUCGUUAAUGAUGAUGUUGUACUUCCGGUGUUCAAGAGGUAUUGUAAGCGACGACCACCCACGGAUUUUGGCAGGGGAAAACAGAACCUUAAAUUCCAGACGCAGCACAACUGUAUACCAGACGAGCAUUAUGUGCAGACAUUACUUGCUAUGAGUGAUCUUGAAGGAGAACUUGAACGAAGAACACUGACCUACACAUUCUGGAAUGAGUCUAAAACAAAAACUGACAAGAAAGGAUGGCAUCCGUUCACUUUUGGUUAUGCCGAUGCAGGCACUCAGCAAAUUAAUGAAAUAAAGGUCAUCAACCAUGUGAACUAUGAGUCUGAGUACCGGGUGGAGUGGUGUAAAUCUAAUUCUACACCCGUUAGUUGUUUCAUAUUUGCGAGGAAGUUUUCAAGGGGGGCAGCUAUGCGUCUUUUGAGUGAGGGCAUAGUGGGUAAUUUUAAAGCUACUGCAAUGUUAGACACACCGUUGUGAUAUUUCUAAGUCAAAUCUCUCAUCAUCUACUAACAGGCGUUAUGACCAAUCUAGAUUUAUACUGUCGAGAAGAGUAUAUUACAAGACUGAGAUACCAAAUAAGUUGGGGGAUCAAAUGAGAGAGAUAGCAUGAUGUGGUGGAUAGUAUAUAGUUUGUGAUCCCUGGUGAUACAACUAAAAAAAAAAGUCAUUUAGUAAACACCAAUAGAUUGUGCAAAUAGGUUCUGGCUGAUAGAUAUAGGUUAAAGAAGAGUUGGAUUAAAUGUGGUAAAUAUAUGUUACUGAGCAGUUCGAAGCUAAAGAAAUGAAGAUUUUUUUUUUU
Molecule: messenger RNA, 1802 nt
Organism: Papaver somniferum (opium poppy)
Lineage: Eukaryota; Viridiplantae; Streptophyta; Magnoliopsida; Ranunculales; Papaveraceae
Exons: 10
Coding region: 338-1480 (380 amino acids)
Cellular component (GO): membrane
Molecular function (GO): glycosyltransferase activity
Source: RefSeq, a predicted model, not a curated record